Messenger RNA from Neurospora tetraspora, 2286 nucleotides. Its product is annotated as PARP-domain-containing protein. The record is from RefSeq and is a predicted model, not a curated record. The transcript is spliced from 3 exons. Gene Ontology annotation, cellular component: nucleolus. Lineage: Eukaryota; Fungi; Ascomycota; Sordariomycetes; Sordariales; Sordariaceae. Gene Ontology annotation, molecular function: NAD+ poly-ADP-ribosyltransferase activity; NAD+-protein mono-ADP-ribosyltransferase activity. Bases 124 to 2202 code for a protein of 692 amino acids. Gene Ontology annotation, biological process: double-strand break repair; protein poly-ADP-ribosylation.
UGUUGAUCAAUCUUGACACGGUCGUUGCCAGCUUUCACAUUUCCUUCACGCCCCAUUGUUUGUUUACUUUCGGACGCGCUCACACCCUUCCCCCCUCCAGCGGGAACCCUUCAGUUCGUCACGAUGCCGCCCAGACGAGCAAAGAACGAAGCGGCUGUCCCAGCAAAAUUACCGCUGGAAGACUGCCGCAUUGCCUUUAGUGGACCAUUUGUUGGCGGUCAAGACCAGCACAAGAGAACAGCAGAAUCCCUCGGAGCAAACACCACAGUGACCGCCAUCGUGCAAGGCGUCACCCAUGUAAUCUACUCCGACAAGAACGCCAACAAGAUAAGCACCAAAGUCAGGCAGGCACAUGGAAUGAACAUCCCCGUUGUCAGCAUCGAAUGGCUGCUGAAGACCAAAGAGAAGAACGUCCGACAGCCGGAGAAGGACUACGCUCUGGACUUGUCCUCCUUGGAUGCCGCUAGUGACGCUUCCGUGGCUGACGCAGAUACUGCCUCCCAGACGAACGGCGAUGACACCAGAGGCACCAAGAGAAAGAGAUCGCCGUCGCCAUCGCAGGAUGGCGUCAAGGCUGAUGGCGAGGAGGACACGCUGAAAAAGUCCAAACUCAAAAGCACAAAAGCCGUGGGCGAGGGCCAAGUCCUGAAGGACAAGACCAUGCAGAUUCCCAUAGACGAGGGCGCUCCCUAUGGCUACAACGUCCAUGUUGAUUCUGAUGGUGUUAUCUAUGACGCAUCAUUGAACCUGACCAAUUCCACUGGCAACAACAACAAGUUCUAUCGUCUUCAGCUUCUGACGCAGCAGAACAUGCGGUUCGCGGUCUGGACGCGCUGGGGGCGUGUCGGAGAAUCCGGCCAGCACUCUCUCAUCGACUCCCCGUCUCUCCAAGAUGCCCUGCGCACUUUCGAAAAGAAGUUCAAGGACAAGUCGGGAUUGCUCUGGAGCAACCGAGGUGAUGACCCCAAGCCCAAGAAGUAUGCCUUCGUCGAGGUGAACUAUAAGGAGGAAUCCGAUGACGAAGACGAAGCUGAGGGCGGCGCGGCCACGAAAGAAGAGAAAGACGACUGGGAGCCUCCCAAGUGCACACUCAACCCUUCAGUGGCUAAGCUCAUGGAACUCAUCUUCAACCAGCAGUUGAUGGACAACACCAUGGCGGCACUCAAGUACGAUCGCAACAAACUCCCAUUGGGAAAGCUCAGCAAGGCCACCAUCAUGCGUGGUUUCCAGGCGCUCAAGAAUCUUUCCGAGCUUUUCACCGACCCUUCCAAAGCUUCUCAGUAUGGUCUACCGUACCAGCAAGCGGUUGAGCACUUGUCAAACACCUACUACUCCGUGAUUCCGCACGCGUUCGGCCGUGACCGACCACCCAUCAUUGCGACCGAUCAGCAGCUGAAGCAAGAAGUCGAGCUGCUCGAAAACUUGAGCGACAUGAAGGAAGCCAGCAACAUCAUGAAGAUCGAUAAGACCCAGUUCGAUGUUCAUCCUCUGGACAGGCAGUACCAAGGCCUCAGGAUGCAGGAGAUGACACCCUUGGACCGGGCUUCGAUCGAGUUCACCCAUCUGCAAGACUACCUGGUCGACACACGGGGUCAUACUCACGGAGUCAACUACGAAGUGGAGGAGAUAUUCCGUAUCGAGCGCCAGGGCGAGUUCGACCGGUUCGAUCAGAGUGACUAUGCCGACGGCAAGUUGAAGCUUAAGAAGAAUCGCAAGCUUUUGUGGCACGGCUCCCGCUCCACCAAUUUCGGCGGUAUUCUCAGCCAGGGUCUUCGCAUCGCGCCGCCGGAAGCGCCCGUCAAUGGCUACAUGUUCGGCAAGGGCGUCUACCUGGCCGAUAUGUCCAGCAAGUCAGCAGGCUACUGCUGUCCACAUCAGUCCAAUGGCACGGCCCUCCUCUUACUCUGCGAGGCUGAGCUUGGCGACCCCAUCCAGGAGUUGACUGGUGCCGAUUCCAAUGCUGGAGAGCACGCCAAGCAGAAGGGAAUGCUCUCUACGUGGGGUAAGGGCAGGAGUGGCCCGUUGAUGUGGAAGGAUGCUGGUGUUGUGAACCCGGCACUGCAGGGUGUGAUGAUGCCCGACACGUCGUCGUUUAAACCCGGCGACACCAACUGCCCGGGCGCUGGUCUGUGGUACAACGAAUAUAUCGUGUACGAUGUUGCCCAGGUUCGUCUGAGGUAUCUUUUCCGUGUCAAAAUGUAGAUCAAGCUGAUCCUACUGCGAUGCCGUUCUUGAGUUGGGUUGGGAUACCUAUUGUAUGGGGUUUCGGAGUUGGGUGGAGGAGAU